UGCCUGUUGUUGUGUGUGCACACAGAAGCGCAUGCAUGUCUGCAUAUAAAAAGCUUCUGCGUGUUGCUUUUUGUGUUUAUUUGAACCCAAGAGCUGAGAAACAAGAAGUCCCUAUCUGGACAACAAACUGGAUUAUGUUGGAUUUUUCUCUGCUUUACGCCGCCUUCAAGGAAACCUAGAACUUAAUAGCUUCUUUGUCACCCUCUGGUCUCCAUCUGCAGCGAUGGCUGAAUGGAGCUGGGUGGCCUACACCGUGCUAGAGGUGCUGAUUGCUGCGGCGUGCUGCCUUGGGAAUGUGUUGGUGGUGUGUGCUGUGUGUCUGGGUAUCCGGGAUUCCCUUCGAGAGCCAACCUUCUGCUUCCUGGUGUCCUUGGCGGUGGCUGACUUCCUAGUGGGUGUGGCUGCUGUGCCCCUGGCUGUGCUGCUGGAUGGGUGGGUGAACGUGACCCCUGAGAUGUGCCUGCUGCUCAGCUGUGUGGUGCUCGUGUUGACGCAGGCCUCUGUGCUGUCUCUGCUAGCCAUCGCUGUGGACCGAUACCUGCGGUUACACACCCCACACAGAUACAAAGCCCUGGCCACUCAGAGGCACACUUUGCUGGCCGUGUCUAUGUGCUGGAUACUUUCGGCUCUACUAGGCUUCACCCCUCUGUUUGGCUGGAAUAAUUACUCCUCCCUAACAUCUGAUUCCACCAAUACUUCCUCCACUUCCUCCAUCCCUCCACCAUGCACCUUCCUCUCAGUUAUCUCCCUCCCCUUCAUGGUCUACUUUAACUUCCUGGGAUGUGUCAUGGCACCCCUGCUGGUCAUGAGCAUCCUCUACACUCGAAUCUUCUGGAGCCUGCAGGGACGUCUAAGGGAAAGCUGCCCUCAAACCCAGGUGCCUCUGCUGAAGGAGAAGAAGCUGGCCUGCUCCCUGGCUCUGGUUCUCAUUUUGUUUGCGGGCUGCUGGAUUCCUCUGCACCUGAUGAACUGCCUUCUGCUGUUUCAUGGGCCCCACGCUGUCACUCAGGGAUGCCUCUAUACAGGCAGGUAUUCUUCUGUCUCACGCCAACUCAGCAGUCAACCCCGUGGUCUACGCCUACCGCAUCCCAAAGAUCCAGCAGGCCUACAGUCAAAUAUGGAAGCGCUUCCUUGAGAGGUUAAACUGUUGCCAUGGGAACAAGCGAGUUCGCAGAUCAAUAACGAGCACUUAAGCCAAUCACACAGAGAUGGGUAGAUUGGGAGGUAGAACCAGAGGGUCAUUUAUAAGAGCAGAAACACAUGCAGAGAGUUGAGAUUGAAUCUUUAAAAGUCUGUAGUGUUUGGUUUGCAUGCGUAGCCCCUCGUGGUGUUUGGUUUCCCAAUAAUUUGAGUGCAAACUUGGUCCGAACGAUUUCCCGUGUCUCCACCAGAGUGUGCCAUACUCUCACAAACUCAACAGAUGCUGCUCAGUAAGAAUCAGAAAAGCAGUGUCAACAAAACAAUGUCAAGAUCCCAUUCACUGAUUUUUGGACAAAUGAUUUGAGGCAAGUGUGACUUUAUUUAAGAUGUACAUAUUUUAAAGCAGGUCAGUAAGACAGCUUCAGUCAGUUCAACAGCCACGGUUAAUUAAACUAAUCCUUUGAA
Amphiprion ocellaris (clown anemonefish) is the source of this 1605-nucleotide messenger RNA. RefSeq names its product adenosine receptor A1-like. Gene Ontology annotation, molecular function: G protein-coupled adenosine receptor activity. The transcript is spliced from 3 exons. NCBI's taxonomy places the organism in Eukaryota, Metazoa, Chordata, Actinopteri, Pomacentridae. Gene Ontology annotation, cellular component: synapse; membrane; dendrite. The record is from RefSeq and is a predicted model, not a curated record. Gene Ontology annotation, biological process: G protein-coupled adenosine receptor signaling pathway. The coding region runs from base 224 to 1135 and encodes 303 amino acids.